Molecule: messenger RNA, 815 nt
Organism: Gasterosteus aculeatus aculeatus (three-spined stickleback)
Lineage: Eukaryota; Metazoa; Chordata; Actinopteri; Perciformes; Gasterosteidae
Source: RefSeq, a predicted model, not a curated record
UCGCGGCCACCAUGAGUUCCGAGAAGAAAAUGGAGGACGAGGCCGUCUUGGACAGAGGAGCGUCCUUCGUCAAACACGUCUGCGACGAGGAGGAGGUGGAAGGUCACCACACUGUGUACAUUGGCGUGCACGUCCCCAAGAGCUACCGCCGCAGGAGACGCCACAGACGCAAGUCCAGCCACAAGGAGAGGCGGGAGCGGGCCGACCACGGCGCGGAGGGAUACAAGUCGGACGGGGACUACGCAGACGAGUCCGCGGCCGGCGUCCUCAAACCCCUCAGUGAGUCCCGGGGAAGGACGGCGCCGCGUGCGUUUCGAUCGAUCCUGCAGCGCUCGCGUGGUUAUCGCGGCUGUGAGUGAGCACAUGUGGAACGUGGCGCUUAACGCGCGUGAAGUAGAUCGAAGCGGGGUAUCAUCCAUCACCUCGGUGAUUAGCACUGCGCUCUGACCGGAUUCUCAGGAGAUUAAAAAAAAAAAAACGGUCGAUGAGGAAGGACGAGGCCGGAAAAACAACAACACCUGUUAAGCAACGGGCGAUCCGAACAAUACUUUAGCACUGAGGGGGAACAAGUAAGGAUCGCUUCAUCAAAGAGUGAAGCAGGAUCACAAAAGCACCACCGAACGGCAGGAAAACGCAUCAAAUCAAGUGGUUAGUUUUUAACUCGACAACGGCCUCUAAACGAGCCGUGUAAUUAAAUAACUGCGUCACCACCACACGUCGUUAAACCAGCGGCAAACAUUACGGCCGCGUUGGAAGACGUGCAAUUAUCGCUGUGCAGGAAUUGGACAUCAAAAGGCCCAGACUGGAAACCAACA